Molecule: messenger RNA, 5555 nt
Organism: Contarinia nasturtii (swede midge)
Lineage: Eukaryota; Metazoa; Arthropoda; Insecta; Diptera; Cecidomyiidae
Gene: rdgB
Product: protein retinal degeneration B
Exons: 26
Coding region: 634-4263 (1209 amino acids)
Biological process (GO): phospholipid transport
Cellular component (GO): cytoplasm
Molecular function (GO): phosphatidylinositol transfer activity; phosphatidylinositol binding; metal ion binding
Source: RefSeq, a predicted model, not a curated record
AGUUCGAAUACCAUUCAUUACACCGAAGGCUCAUUUUCUUAAUUUUUGUGUUUGCAAAUUCCAUUUGUCUUCGUGUGUAUGUGUAUGUGCGUUAUGUUAUUUUCAUGUUUUAAUUCAAUUUCAGUGUUUGAAUGAAUACCAUUUUUUGCAUAUGUUAUUAGUGUGGUGUUUCAAAUUCAAUUUUUCACUGCCGAAAUAAGAAAAAAUUAUUGUGGCAAAUUCUGUGAACGCUCAGAAUACACAGCAUCAAAUUAUAUUAAUGAAUAAUUGUUGUGAAAUGAAUAAUCGAUGUAUGAAAUGCCAGAUAUCUCAUGAAACACUUCUUGAAUUGAUUUUUGAAUAGAACAAACAUUUGUUCAAAUUUAAUUAAUUCCGAGCGCAUAUGGGAAACAAAUCUCAAAUAAAUCAUAAUGAUAAUCACAUCGAAAUGAAAUAGAAAAAUCGUACUAAAUAAAUUCUAGCAUUUUACUUGGUUAUUUAUGUGUUGAUGUGAUGUGCAAUUUCAAUCACUUCAUUAUUUCAUGUAAUAAAAGAGUCGCUUCGAUUUAGUUUUCCUUUGUGAAGACGUAAACAAGUAGUCAUCAAUUGAGUGCUGAGCGCUUCCAAAAGGCUGACCUCAAAACACUUUCGAAGAUGUUAAUUAAAGAGUACAGAAUUCCAUUGCCAUUGACAGUGGAGGAGUAUCAGAUUGCUCAGCUGUAUAUGAUAGCAAAAAAAAGUCGCGACGAAAGUAAAGGUGCUGGAAGUGGUGUUGAAAUUUUAAUUAACGAACCGUACGAAAAUGGGCCGGGUGGUAGGGGGCAAUAUACGCGGAAAAUCUUCCAUAUUGGUUCACAUCUCCCCGGUUGGAUAAAAGGAAUUUUGCCAAAAAGUGCAUUGACUGUACAAGAAGAAGCAUGGAACGCUUAUCCAUUUACAAAAACCCGUUACACGUGUCCAUUUGUUGAAAAAUUCUCCUCAGAAAUAGAAACGUAUUAUUUUCCAGAUAAUGGAUACCAAGAGAAUGUAUUCGAAUUGGAUGGCAGUGAUUUGAGAAAUAGAAUAGUUGACUUGAUUGAUAUUGUAAAAGAGCAACUUUAUCCGAAUGAUUACGUUGAGAGCGAGGAUCCAAAGCUAUAUAUUUCAAGUAAAACAGAGCGUGGACCGUUAAGCGAGAAUUGGCUGGAAGAUUAUUGGAAUGAAGUGAAAGGAAAAUCGCAACCAACAUCGAGAAACAUGGCAUUGAUGUGUGCAUAUAAAUUGUGUAGAGUUGAGUUUCGUUACUGGGGAAUGCAAACAAAACUAGAGAAGUUCAUUCACGAUAAUUUAAUGCGAAAAAUGAUGGUCAGUGCUCAUAUUCAAGCCUGGGCUUGGCAAGAUGAAUGGCAUGGCUUGAAUAUGGAAGAUAUUCGAGAAUUUGAACGAGAGACGCAAUUAAUCUUGCAAAGAAAAAUGGUAUUAAACGGCGAAGACGAAGAUGAAGAUGGAAAUGCAACUGAUUUGAGCACUAGUAAACAUUCAUCGCAGUUCCAAUCGAUUGAAAAAACGGAAGAUACUCCAAUGUUUCCCAAGAAAUUGCCAGAACCGCCACAACUCAAGGAGCAUCCGCCAAGCAUAGAUAGUUCGGAAGGUGAAGAUGACGUCGCUCCAACUCGUUCAAAAACACGCAACGAACGAUCGUCAAGUGGCCAACUAUCUCAGCAUUCAAAGUACGGAUCAAAACAUGGUCUGCAUUCACCAGCUGGAUCGACUCAAAGUUUCGAUUUACAGCCUGCAAAUCAAACAAAUGUAAAAAAUGUGGCGAAUUGGCGAAUGGAAAAAUUGGAGAUCGACUCCAAGUCUGGUUCGGAUGAAGAAUUUUAUGACUGUAUCGUCGCACUGUCCAAUCAUGAUAUGAGUGAAUCGAUAUCGUUGGCCAAAUGGAGUUCAUUGGAAUUAUUGCCAGAGGAAGAUGACAGUCCACCGCCAGCAGCAGCACAAAAAAAAUCAGCUGUUGACAGCAUUUUCAGUCACACGUACCUGCAAAGGGUUGCAUCCGAACGCCGUCGUCCAACAUUAGGAAAUUCGUCAAGUAUAGAUCGUUCUCCACCCGGAUCUCCCGGAACCUCCUGUCCCACAAGUGUUCUAGCACUGAUAUUCCACGCUGGCAGUUGUUUAGAUGCGAAUACCGAUCGUGCGGCAAAGAAAUCAGAUGUGACCACAUUUCGCGGAGCUUUCGAGUCGGUAAUGCGUCAACACUAUCCAUCUUUAGUGGGGCAUUUGAUUAUUAAGUUGGUGGGUUGCCCAUCAGUAUGCAGUGAUGCAUUAGGCAUUUUAUCAAGUUUAAGUCCAUUUUCCUUUGACGUAUCGCCUACGGCCAUGUCUGAGCUUCCAAAUUUGACUGACGUACCAAUCGGCGCUAUACCAAUUCUAACCACAUGUUCACCGGAUUUUCAAGAUGCCAUAAAUAAAGCGGUUACCAGUGCAAACAUUGUUUAUAAUGAAUUUCUUAAAUCGGAAGAAGGAAAAGGAUUUAAUGGUCAGGUAGCAAUAAUCGGUGAUUCCAUGGGUGCAAUUCUUGCACACGAUGCACUAUGUCGUACAACGCGACACGGUAGCGAAGUAUCAAAUUUGGAUGAAGAUGUCUACCAUGGUCUGUUAAGUGAUCCGGAACUGGAUGCAAGAAAAUUAUUGACUGCACCAUCGCCACGAAGACGUUCAUCGUCCACCAGUGAUUCGCGAUUGCCACGAUUUGAAUUUGAAGUUGGCGAUUUCUUUAUGUUUGGCUCGCCGUUGGCGAUUGUAUUGGCUGGACGGCGUUUGACUGAUAGUCGGGCUGCCAAUCAAAAACCGCACUGUCAACAAGUCUAUAAUUUAUUUCAUCCAACCGAUCCCAUAGCAUCAAGAUUGGAACCACUUAUUUCCGCAAGAUUUUCUUUACUUCCACCAGUCAAUAUACCUAGAUACGCUAAAUAUCCACUCGGAAAUGGUCAACCAUAUCAUUUGUUGGAAUUGAUUCAGUCGCAUCCUCAAAUGUUUUCAACGAAUGAUGGUCACCAAAGGCGUAUGUCAGAUGCGUCCCUUCAGAGUACUGUAUCAGGAUCAAUUGAUAACAUUCCGUUAACUACAAUAACUACACUCCAGCAACGAUGGUGGGGUAGUAAACGGCUUGAUUACGCUUUAUAUUGUCCAGAAGGAUUAAGCAAUUUUCCAGCUCAUGCGUUGCCACAUCUAUUUCAUGCAUCGUAUUGGGAGAGUUCCGAUGUGAUUGCAUUCAUCUUACGACAAUUGGGCCGAUUUGAUGCCUCAAUGCUAAUUGGCCACGAUGAAAAAGAUCAUCAAUCAACAUUCCGUCCGAGUCAACCGCGCGAGAAAUGGCAAAAGAAGCGAACAAGUGUUAAAUUGAAAAAUGUUACUGCUAAUCAUCGAGCCAACGAUGUUAUUAUACGUGAAGGUCAAUCAAACCAAAAAUUACAAGCUCGAUUCAUGUAUGGACCUCUGGACAUGAUUACGCUUGCUGGUGAACGUGUUGAUAUUUAUUUGAUGAAAGAACCAUCAGAAUGGAGUAUACUUGCAACAGAAGUUACAGAUAAAACGGGCCGAAUAGUGUAUACGCUGCCCAGUGACAAAUCACUUGACAUCGGCAUUUAUCCAGUGAAAAUGGUCGUCAGAGGUGAUCACACAUCGGUUGAUUUUUAUUUGGCUGUGAUUCCACCAUGCACUGAAUGUGUUGUGUUUAGUAUUGAUGGCUCUUUCACGGCAUCGAUGUCAGUAACUGGACGCGAUCCAAAAGUUCGAGCCGGAGCCGUAGACGUAUGCCGAUUUUGGCAGGAGUUAGGAUAUUUAUUGAUUUAUGUAACGGGUCGCCCGGAUAUGCAGCAACAGCGUGUACUCUCAUGGUUGAGUCAACAUAAUUUCCCGCACGGUUUGGUGUCAUUUGCCGAUGGUUUAUCAUUAUCUGAUCCGCUCGGUCAUAAAACCGCUUAUUUGAAUAAUUUAAUUCAAAAUCAGGGCGUCAUCAUUCAUGCAGCGUAUGGAUCGAGUAAAGACAUUGUCAUUUACUCACACAUUGGAUUGAAGCCAAAACAAAUCUAUAUUGUUGGAAAGAUCAGUAAAAAGUAUCAAGCGAGCGCUACAUGGCUCAGUGAAGGAUAUGCUGCGCAUUUGAAUGUGUUAAUGCAACAUGGUGGUUCAAGAGCGGCUCAAGGAAAUCAACGGAUGUUCAUUCCGAAAGGCUGCUUUAAUUUACCUGGCCAAACAUCACUGCGGAGACGAAGGUUGCAUGAUCAAGAUGUUGUAAAAUAGAUACACACCGACAAUAUCAGCGCAAAAGAUUUGCACAAUAAGAAAAUCAACGAGAGUGGAAUGUCGAUGUCGUCACCAGCACGUAGCGGUCACAUGAAACGCAAAACAUUUUUAAGUUAAAAUAUAUGACAGAAUAAAAUCGAUGUUGUGAAUCGAUGUACUUAAUUGGCCCAUCGCAAUCAAGCAAGGAGACUAACAAAAUCAAAAGAAAAAAUCAACGCAUUUCAUGUUUAGAUUGAUGUAGCUUCGCAGUUCAUCACAAAUCGCAAUUUAAUUUUUUUGUGUGGCUGUGAGAGUUCAUACUUGGCAGCAAAUUGCAUUCAAUGCAAAUAACCUCUACGUUUUACCGUUCUCUAUCAACGAUCGCUUCCCUGCAUUUUACAACAUUCUCCAUUCACUACAAUUAAAUAGGAUUGAACAACAAUUUAUCAUUUUCCCGACACUUUGUCACAUGGUACCUGGCUCAGAAGACUGUUCUUUUUCAUGUGUUUUGUGUGUUACUAAAAACAAAUUUAUUGUAAAAUCUAUCGACAAAAAAAGCUUUCUAAAUGCGUGUGACAAAUAAAAAAAAAAUAUUAAAAAUUGUCAAAAUUCAAACACAAUUUAUCCAUUGAAGUUCUGAAACAAAUGUGAGACGACGAACAAAUGGCUUUAAUUCGAUCUAUCAAUUUGAGGCAUGUGUUGAUGAAAAUUAGUUACACAAUUUUUGAAACCCAAAGAAAUGUUAAUACGUGUUUAGCAAUGAAAAUAUUUUCAUAAAUUAAAGAAAAGAAAUGAAAAACGAUCAUCUGAUAAUGAAAGAAAGAAAGAAUUGAAUAUAUGAUACAUAGAAUGUCUAAAUUGGCUGUUUUGUUCAGGUUAAUUGAUCACUUAUGUCUGCUCCACAGGCAGAAUAACAUUAUAUAUUGAAAAUUAAGACAAAAACUCAAAUAUAAUUACAUUAAAUCGAGUAAAUUUAAAUUGAAUGUGGUUAAAACAAAUAUAUAGCUGUUGUUGUUAGUUUAAAAAAAAAGCAUAUAAAAGAAAGAAAAUUAUUAUUAUUAUUAUCCUUGCUGAAAAUGAUUCGAUCAGGUAAAGGAAAAAUAAAAGCCAAAAGUACAUGAAAUAUUUGUUUUUAUUUCAUACACAUGUAUAGCGCUCAUAUCAUCACUCUCCAUGAUUUCUUUUUACAUUUGGUUCUCAAUACAUUUACAUAUUCAACAUAGCAAAUUGGACCGAUAUUAUAUUGCACAUGUGAAAUACUCACACUCACAAAUAAAUUGACUCAAAUUGACAGUUUUGUUGUUGAAAAA